AACAGAGGAACAAAAUUUUUCUGUGCCUAAGUUCAGGCAAAUAGACAAUGUCGAAUACUUAAAAUUUCACAUCGAAAUUCAACGUUUCUACAAAAUUAACAAAAUUAUGAGUGAAUGAAGGAUGCGUUCGAGGCUUGCGAAUACGAAGCUCCAGGGGAAAUUAUCACUUAAAAAAUCAUGUCUACAACGACGAAAAAUAUUUGUUUUCCUGCAAAGGUUAUCGGCCUUGAAUCGAAGAAGGAUGCAGGUAACUUGGUAGCAGUUUGCAGCAAAAUGAAAAAACAACCAAAGUCUGCUCCUCCUGCGGCCCGUGGCCUUGAACGUCGAGCAACCACCGAUCCCACCUGCUGUCCACGGUACCCACCGGGAACUACGCUCCUCGAGUGUCGUUUCGAAGGUGACGAACCCGUGGCGCACGUUGUUCAGGUAGCCUGUAAUGGGAAAACAGCCAGCCAGAAGACGUGUCUUCUCGUUGAGACUAAACAGUCAUCUUCGGGACCAUAUUCAAGGGUAAUAUCUCGGCCCAUAGAGUACCCAGAAGAGCCCAAUCAAUGCAAUGGAUCACCUCAACCUCGAACAGCUUUUCGCCUAGAAUCUCGCGAAUGCCACAAAGGACCAUUAGCAACGAUCACCAAAGUACCCGUAGCAGACUGCACCGGUGAUUUCAAAGAAAUCAUGACAUUUGAGACCAGCAAAGGCGAGUGCCAAGCCGAUGGACCCGCUUCGAGGAUCCUCUACGGACCAACGACCGGAGGAUCCAACUGCGCUGAAAGUCCUCGCAAUUUACCAACUAGCAUAAUCGAGUGUAGAUCUACGGCGAAAAAGACUUUAGCGAGGAUCAGUCGCUGCCCGGACGUUUCUUCUCACAAGCCUGGCGAUUCGACAUCCGGCCUACACGAUACCGUCGAGACUAGGAUCGACACAAAUGGUCCAAAAGCAUAUGCGAUCAAUUUCUCAGAGGAUAUGGAAGGAUCCUCUGCUAAGGAGGAGGUUGAAUUAACUUCAAAUGGUCAAUGCCCGAACAAUUAUCAGCAACCUAAAAGAAAAAGAUCCGAAACGUUGAAGUGUUCAACGAUUCGUCCAGCAUCCACAAAAUUAGAACCUCCAACGAAACGUCGGAAUGGCUUGGACUCUGUCGAUAAUCUUCCUGUAAGUCUCUUCAAUAGAAUGCCUCGAAGCGGGGACUGUCCUCAUCACAAAUCGGGGUCAAGCUCGGUGGAACGUGGUGAACGAGAUGCAAGCGAAUCUUCUAAAUUGUUCAAGUGUGUCCUCGUACCUUCCAGCGUCACGGAGAAACUUCUAAGAGAAACCGAGAAACUGUCGGAAGAUCGGACGAGACCGAAAGUGCCAUCGCGGAUGAAGAUUCGUGACGUCGAAGCGAGAAAAUUGUCGGAAGAUUGCGCGAGGCCUAAGACAAGUUCCAGAGUUGAAGUUGGUAGAAAUGGAAGUCGAAACGAAGCUAAGACAAAUUCGGGAAGAGAAAGAUCUGCCGCAGGAUGCUCCAAGGAUUUUGUGCCUGAAAUUCGAUCGCAGGAAUUGCUCACCCGUUUCAGGGAUUACUUCCCUCCUCAUCAGCUGCAACGGUACGAGGUGUGUCGGUCGAAGAGGAAUGGUCUUCAGGAUCAGUGUCAACUGCCCAUUCCGAGGGCUGUGAUCGAAUUGAAGAGGAAAGAAAUGCUUUCCCGUGAUUCGAAACCGAACUCGGAUAGCCCCGAAUUGACCCAACCAAUGAUUCUGGUUUGCAGUGACCAUAAAUCGAUUGCUAAUUGCGAUAAUAGUUUGAAAGAAUACGUAGAAUCAGUUUGCGGUUGAAAUUAUUAUAUUAACCAGAUUGCAUUUUCUAAAUGACUUAUUUCAUUCGUUCCUUUUUUUUUAAUGAUUGAAUAUGCAAAUAUCUGUAGACCGAUGAUAACAUUGUACUAAGAUUUU
Molecule: messenger RNA, 1929 nt
Organism: Osmia lignaria (orchard mason bee)
Lineage: Eukaryota; Metazoa; Arthropoda; Insecta; Hymenoptera; Megachilidae
Source: RefSeq, a predicted model, not a curated record